UUUUAUGUAUUUUUCUUUAUUCACUCUGUGGUCAUUUCCAUUGUCUAUGGGAAUUUGUGAUUGUUUCAUGUCCGUAAAACAAUUUUUUCUAGUUUAUCUCAUAAAUUUAAGCUAAUGCAUUUAAUGUUUUGAGAGAUCCUAAUAAAUAAAAUCUACGUUCAAGUCGUUGAAAUACAAAAAAUGUCUGACACGAGUGACUUGGAUCGUCAAAUUGAGCAGCUGAAAAGAUGUGAAAUUAUAAUGGAGGCUGAGGUUAAAGCCCUUUGUGCAAAAGCUCGUGAGAUCCUCGUCGAGGAGAGCAAUGUACAACGGGUCGACUCACCCGUCACGGUGUGUGGAGAUAUCCACGGGCAAUUUUAUGAUCUGAAAGAGUUAUUCAAAGUGGGUGGCGAUGUACCUGAGACCAAUUACUUAUUCAUGGGUGACUUCGUAGACAGAGGGUUUUAUUCAGUUGAAACCUUCUUAUUAUUACUUGCUUUGAAGGUUAGGUAUCCAGACCGUAUUACAUUGAUCAGAGGUAACCAUGAAUCAAGACAGAUUACUCAAGUAUAUGGAUUUUAUGAUGAGUGCUUGAGAAAAUAUGGAUCUAUUACAGUUUGGAGGUAUUGUACUGAAAUAUUUGACUAUUUAUCCCUAUCGGCAAUAAUCGACGGGCGAAUAUUCUGUGUGCACGGAGGUCUCAGCCCUUCAAUACAGACUCUGGAUCAGAUAAGGACCAUUGACCGAAAACAAGAGGUACCACAUGACGGACCCAUGUGCGACUUGCUUUGGAGUGAUCCUGAAGACACGCAGGGCUGGGGCGUGUCGCCGCGCGGCGCCGGCUACCUGUUCGGCUCGGACGUGGUGGCGCAGUUCAACGUGUCCAACGACAUCGACAUGAUCUGCCGCGCGCACCAGCUCGUCAUGGAGGGCUACAAGUGGCACUUCAACGAGACCGUGCUCACCGUGUGGUCAGCGCCCAACUAUUGUUACAGAUGCGGCAACGUAGCAGCCAUAUUGGAACUGAACGAAAGUCUCCAACGUGAGUUCACAAUAUUCGAAGCGGCCCCACAGGAGUCGAGAGGCGUCCCCUCCAAAAAACCACAAGCCGACUACUUCUUAUAAUGUUACCUGUAAUAGACAAUUGCGAUUGACUAGUAAUACUGUUUUUUAAUGUAGUGACAAAACAAUUUUGAUGUGAAAAUGAUUUUGAUUGUGACGUAAAGACUGUGGUGUGUUAUAAUUUGUAUUGUAAGUUAUCGUUAAGAGCGUUUCUGUAAAAAAAAUGUGCGACAUACUUUUAGUGAUGCGAAAAGUAUUUUUUUUUUAUUACUGGAUUUACGCCUCAGGUUCUUGCCCUUUUGAUCGUAAUAAUCUGUAACAUAAACUAAAUUUUUUGUAAUUCUAAAUUGUUUUGAAAACUACAAUAUUUUUUGUAUGUUUUAAAAUGGAGGUGAUUAGUAUCAAUCUGAAUCCAGAAGUUGUGAUAUUUUAUAGUGAUGGAUCUGAUAAAGUUGUCUAUGAUUUGGCCUAGGUUCCAAAUUGGACCCCAAAAUUCCAAAGACAGUUUCUACACUGCUUGUUGUUGGAUUCAAUUAAAUUAAAAACUAUACUUGGUUUUUCUAGUAGACUUACUCUGCAUAGAUAAGCGUAAAUCCAGAACAUUGUCACCUAAUUAAAGCCUUUAAAACUACUUACCUAAAACCCAAUUCAUUAAUUCAAAUUGUUAAAUUGAUGUUGCGAAUAUAAUAUGUAUUCUACAUUGACCUCUUAUAAUAAAAGGACGCACAAUCAUGUAGAAAACUGGCCAAUUUUGCUUACUGUUUUAAAAUUAUUGGUAAAGAAAAUUAUACCUAAAGGUCUUUAAAUAUGGUCCAAUAUUCAAUAAAAUCCCAAAUUCAACCUUGAUGAUUGAGUUUAAGGUUGAAUUUGCAAAUGCUACUACUUGAAAUGAGUGCCAAGAAGUUGUGUUUGGCACUCAUUGAGUGCGGACGUUUUUUAGUCGCUGAUUGUGCAUCCACUUAGGAUUCCAAUAGGAGAUCGAUGGUAUUUUAUUUAUUAAUAUUAAAUGCUUAAACAUAAUGCUGGCCUAUCUGUGUAAAGUUAAUUUAAAUUACUGAAAAAAUUUCUUUCUUACCAUCACUUAUUAGUUCAUUCAACAGCUUUGACAAUUUUUCUCAAUAUAUGAUGAAAUCAUAUGAUAGAUGACGUGCGGUAUUUAGCUAAAUAAAUGUCAGUGGUAUUCAUUUGCAAAUGUUUACAGAUAUUUAUUAUUUAGUUGUGUCGUGAAUUUUUGAUAAGCAACUUUCAAAAGCGGGUCUUUUUUCAGUGCGGCGUCACGCCUUUCAGUGCAUAUAACUAAUCCAAUGCAAUCAAAGACCAAUCGGGCGCAAUUUUGUUGACGUUUUAAGAUUGUAAUUUAACGGUUUCACUUCCGAUAGAUUAUAAUAUACCGAAAAAUAACACGUUAAAUUGUAAUCAGUAUUAUCAGUUCACAAUAUAACGGCAGAUUAUAAUAUCACGAGUGAGAUUAUAAACUAACGUAUUUCUCAAACUAACGGUGACAGAUAAAUAAAAUCACUGAACCCUAACUAUUCAAAUGGCUGCACACCUGCUCAGUUUGUGAGUAGGUCGGUAGUUUUGCGUUUACUUACAUUUCACUACAUUGCUAAUUCAGUGGCGUGCACUUCAUGUAUGCAUUAACGCAAAUCAUACCCUGAGGACUUACUACGAACCUGUAGGUACUUGUAAGAAAUUUUCCAUUUAGUACAAUCGGUACGCGCAUAGAGCCUACCCUUGUUAAAAACCUUGUGCACCUUGUGGCCGGACUGGCUAGUUGUCUCGAAUUGAUCAUUUCACUUUUGGCGUGCUAGUAAUGUAUCUAGCUCUUAUCAUUGACUCCACCCGCUGAAGCUUGACGUGACUUCACAAAAAAAUGUCAAUUUUGUGAAAAUAUUAUAAAUAAUGGUCGCGACAUAUAAAUUGAUGUUGAGAUAAAUAUGUGUUUUGAAAUUGUUAUAAAAGAACACUGCCAUAAUGAUAAAAUCAUUGUACCUAAUUCAAUAGUUUUCACAUCUAUAAGGUCAUCUAAGUAUAUUUGCAAUGUUAAGCGUAAAAUAAAUUAAAAAUAGUAUAGUUCUCGCCUAACAAAUCGAGUCGUCUCUAAAGUUGAAACAAGGCAAUCUGCGCCCCGCUAAAAUAUGUUUUUGUACACAGCACAGCUAUACGCCUCGUUUUCAGAGAGACAAAUGUUUGUUAGACCUAUAUUUAAAUAAGUUAUUCCAUAUGUAUGAAAAGCCUUAACCGUAAACUCGUUGCUAAGAGUGUUAAGCUUGUGAAAGUCUAAAACGCACCAACAAAAUUGAUUCAUCAACAAUAAUAUAAAAGUAAAAGCUCAAGCUUGACAUUGUGAUUUAUUUGUCGAAAGUGAUGUGUUAUUAGGUAUGCAUUACUUAGAUAUGUUUUAGGGUCAUUAACAUAGGUGUAGCCAGGAUUUUUAUACAGGGAUGGCUAUAUUUAAAUUGAGUACCUAUCUCACAUCACUUUCUGUGUUUCUCAACGCCGCCUGCACUAAAGACGGGGCACUGGUUUCCCCUGCUUAAGUUUUCUGGUGUUGUCAGUAUUAGACCUCAGAUGACUGUCUGGUUUGCAAUAAGUGUCUAAAAGGACAGAUUCGUAAUCACUUACUAUUGACUACGCUAAAUCGGAGCCGGUUUUUAAUAGCCUGUAGAGGCAUGCAGUGAUGCCUGCUAAUCUUAACUUUGGAUGACCUCCAUAGGUCUCUCCAUAGGAUAGGCUCCAUAGGAUAGUUGGUGAUGGCUUGUUUUUAGGGACACAACCCUAAAUAAAAGUCUACAACAAACUCCUAAAGACUAGUACCAGACAUUUCAUUUAGCAUAGGCAGGCAAAAAGAUUUUUGUUUGUGCAAUUUCAAUACUAUUUUAUGAUAUAUUUUGAAAAUGUCUUUCUAUUCUAUCAAGUAUUAUUAUUGUCGAUCCUCAGAGAACCUAAUGAAAAGUCUUUCAAAUAAGACCUUCAUGGCAUUUCUUUACUGGUUUAGUUGCCGACAAAUUAAUCUCUUAAAUUAGUUACAACAUUUUGUGCUUUCCUGUAAAAUAAUCAUGCCUUUCGCUGUUUUCAAAUUAUUGUAUUACUACACCUAGCUAGUGAUUUAUUUAGAGUACAUGUAAAUCAAACUAUCUAUAUAAUUUAAAUGUGAAUCCAAGAGCUCAGGUGGAAUAAGAUUAAUUGAUUUGACAUGCGAAUAUCAUAUGCUGAACUAUAGUUGAUUUAUGUAGGUGACGUUUGAAGUCUUUCAUAUUUAAAAUACUGAAAUAACGCUUGCAGCUCUUGCUGGAGUAUGCGAAUAACUUGAGUGUUUAUGAAUUUAAAAUUAAAAUAUUUUAUAAGGAUGACAUUACUUUUACUAUUAAAUCUCUUUUACUAUAGAAGUAAUGAUAGCGUAAGGUACAUUGUUAAUAUACCAAAAAGCAGCGAGAUACAUUGGGUUAGGAUAGGUACAUUGUAGUUGAUCAAAAUCCGUAACUUUUAUUUAUUAUUUAAAUCGUAAUACAGAGGGUUCAACCCUUGAUCUGUUUCCGUUUCAGUUCUCUCCUACAUCUUUUUUUCUAAAUAUAAUUGACGAAAACUGAAUAAAUUUUGAUUUCAGUGAAUCAAUUUUGUAUUAGUAUUCCUAUUCUAAUAGGCCGUACAGACUACUUUAAUAUUUUAGUCGAGUCGAAUUUUUGUGCGGUAAAUCCAAAAAUUGAUCGUACUCGACUAAAAUACUAAAGUAGUCCGAACUAGGCCUAAGGGUCAACUUACUCGUAAAUUGACAAUUACUAUGUAAUAUGCACAUUUUGUGUGGAAUUAACUAAUGAGAUUAUUUUGCACAAUAAUAAGACUUUAUUAUGUGCAUCUAGUGUUGGUUGAUCCUCAGAUGUAACUUUGAAGAAUUCUUUUUAUUUGUUUCAAUUACGUAGACUGCAAAUUCAGUAGCACUAUUAAGAUUUAUUGAUUGACAAAGUAUUGUAUUCAUUAAUGUACAAGUUUCAAGUAAUUGUUUUAAGCAUUUGAAUUUCAAUAAAUUGUUAUCAUACAAUGUAUGUUUGCUAAAAGAUCCUAAAAACUUGUGUUAAAUGCUCAAUAGGUGCAUUACUAAGGAUUUCAAGAGAAUAAUCCUCUCGCAAUGACUUUCUUCUGAGAUUAACUGCACAAGCCUCUAUUAUUUGGUCUGAAACAUAGGCAAAAGUUGAAUAAAUUGGGGGCCAAUUAUUUUUUAUUUACUAGAAUAAAUUGUAGUGACACUAAUGAAUACAUGACUUUUAAAGAAAAACGUACUUUUAGCUAUAAAGGUACUGUAUAAUUUCUUAGUUAUAUAAUUUUGUACUUAUUUUCGUCUUAUUACAUACGAGUACAUGUCAUCAGUUUCCUUUCCCCUGUAAUACAAUAAGAAUCUACUAUUGAUUUUUCAGUACUAUUUGAUUUUAUAUUUGUAUAAAAUUUUAUGCAUAAAUGUAAAAUUAUUGGAAUACGAAUUUGCAGUUUUACUGGUUAGAUGUUACAAAUGCUUCAUAAUAUGUCAAUUUGUAUUCUUUUUUUAAAAUCAAUAAAAUUAAUAUACUAUACAACAA
This is a messenger RNA of Bicyclus anynana (squinting bush brown), 5612 nucleotides long. RefSeq names its product serine/threonine-protein phosphatase 4 catalytic subunit (gene Pp4-19C). NCBI's taxonomy places the organism in Eukaryota, Metazoa, Arthropoda, Insecta, Lepidoptera, Nymphalidae. Bases 181 to 1104 code for a protein of 307 amino acids. The transcript is spliced from 7 exons. The record is from RefSeq and is a predicted model, not a curated record. Gene Ontology annotation, molecular function: protein serine/threonine phosphatase activity. Gene Ontology annotation, biological process: peptidyl-serine dephosphorylation; double-strand break repair via homologous recombination. Gene Ontology annotation, cellular component: nucleus; cytoplasm.